AUGUCUACGGCAUCAGUACAACCGCCCGUCAUCCCUCCCCGGCCCUCUAGGAGUACGGACAAGGAGGAGAACACGAAUACCACUUCGCUCCCAAAGAUCCCUCCUCGUCCCAUCAAGCGUUUCGAUCGCUCCAUCUCCCCGAACCCGGAUCGUUUUGCUCCCUCGCCUUUGAAUGAGAGCCCGUUUUCCAAGAGCCCCAAGGCCACUCGCUCCUCUCCGGGCAAUGGAUUCCUGUCUUCAGAACCUGUCCGUCGCCCCGGCAGCGUUUCUAUGCCGUCUGUCGGCGAGGAGGGCAACGAGUACGAUGUCGUCAGCGAAAGCUUGGCCAAGCCGCCUGCCUCUCCUGAGCACACCCGCUUCGCUGCCGAAGACCUCAAGCUGCACGCUCCCAAGCCUACGAUGCCUGCUCAGAGCGCCAAGCAGAGGGUCCAGGCUGUCACUCGCACCGAUUCGGACAAGGCCGCCUCGUUUGGCAUCGGCAAGCCUAGCAGCGACGAGACUAGACCCAGCAGUCUCAGGAAGAAAGCCAGCUCCAGUCAAAUGUCCACCAAGUCAGAGAGCAUCUUCGGCGAAGAGGAGCAUGGCAUCCCAGAGAUUGGCCAGCGUGUGCCAAUGAACCCCCAUCUCGGUGAUGUCCAGGCCCCAUCUCCUGCCCCGGGCUCUGCCGCCGCCCCCGAGGCUCUGAGGUCCGGAACCCCUCGUAACCACUCCCGCAAGCAUAGCUCGCGCGGGUUCAACGAGCUCCCUCCGGGCAGCUAUGGUCUUCAUGGCCACAGCUCUGCACUUCCCACAGACAAGUUCGAGAAGGCUUGGUACGACAAACACCCGGACACGUUGAAGAAGGACUGCAACACCCACCUUCACGACCGCCAAAACGACUUUGCCAUGAGCAGCACCGAUCUUAACAAGAUUGUCCACGACACUCACAGCAGAGGGUCUGGAAUGGGUACUUCCUCCACAUACGCCGGCACUCCCAGCGAGGAGGUAGGCUAUCAUGCUUCCGAAGAGUACACUUCGCGCAUGUCAUCCCCUCGCCCUGCGUCCAGGUCUCCCGAGCUCCACCGUGUCAAGUCACCCUUGAGCCCUAGGGAUUCUCACCCUGACAUUGCCAUUUCUUCAGCCGACAAGACCGCCAGCGACGACGACACCGUCCAUGUUGAUCAGUCUCAUGACCGUCGUAGGAGUUUCGUUUCCCACGAUUCCGGUCAUGAGGCCAAGUACAACGCUCCCAUUCUGGCAGACGAUGAGCGGGAGAAGGACGUCCAUCCGUAUGACCUGCACCCGGCCGUUGAACCCCCACCAGAACGCUCCGGCAGCGCUUUUGAAAUGGAGAAGGCUCCCAGUCGGCCCACCAGUCGCCCCACCAGCAUUUACAACAACCAGUCACAGACAGAGUUGACAUACACCCCGCUGGAGGACGUCGAGGAGUACGAGCCAUUGUUCGCCGACGAGGAGGCUAAGAAGACCGAAGCUGAGGCCAACACCUGGAAGCCCCGUCACAAGUUUCCCAGCAAGGAUGUAUGGGAAGACGCACCCGACAGUGUGAACUACACCGCCGAAGUUUCAACGCCUGAGCCAGCAGAGAACGAACGCCCUUCGUCCCGACGACGCUCCGAAUCUCGUGCCGAAACACCUGCACACGCCUUUGCUCGGAAGCAGGAGGAGCUCGCAGAGCAGGAGGCCCGUGGUCUGGACACCAAGGACAAGAAGCCACUUCCCAUCGCGCUGCAGCAAACCAAGGAGCAAGAAGCUCGCCCCAACAUGGCCAACCGCUUCCCCAGCCGUGACGUGUGGGAAGAUACCCCCGAAAGUCUCUUGCACGAGGCAGUUGUCGACACGCCUGAGCCUGCGGAGGAUGCUCCCACGGAGAAGCCUCAGAUCCCGUCUCGUCCUCAGAAGAAGGGUUCAGAGUCGAGCGCUACCUCAGAACGACCUUCCAUCCCCGAGCGGCCUAGGCCGAAACAAACACUCAGCGACGAUAAAUCGAGACCCGCCGUGUCAGAUAAGCCGAAGCCUCAAAUCCCCGCGCGCCCUACCAAGACUCUCCCGUCCGGCAUUGACUCAAAAGAGCAAGAUGCGGCUCCCAAGCCGAAGCCUGCUGUCCCCGCUAGACCCGCUGGCAGCAAGAUUGCAGCCCUUCAAGCAGGAUUCAUGUCGGAUUUGAACAAACGCCUUCAGCUUGGCCCUCAUGUCCCGAAGAAGGAAGAGCCACCCGCUGCGGACAUGGUUGAGGAGAAGGAGAAGGCUCCCUUGUCGGAUGCUCGUAAAGGUCGUGCCCGCGGUCCCCAACGCAGGGCGCCUGCAAAGGCCGCGACACCUGUCGCCGAAGUCAAGUCCUCGGCACCUACUUUGUCGUUCUCGCCUCUGAGGGUCUGCUGGAGCAUCGGUGACAGCGGCAGUCUCGAGGUCGACGAUGGUUCCGUGCCUGAGGCCAAAGAGGCUGUUCCCGAGGUCGAGAACACACCUUCCGAACCGAAGAAAAUAGAGGAAUCGGUUGCGCCUGCUGUCGCCGAGACCGAAACAAAGACAGAGGUCUCGUCCACGGAGGAAACGAUAUCCAACGAACCAGUCGAAGAAAAGGCCGAAGCCAAGGUUGAGGCUCCAGUUACGCAGGACGUCAAGAUAGAGCCACCUAAAGAAGAAGUCAAGACCCUAGCCGCGAACAUGGCUGGCGAGCCUGUGGUUGAGGCCACUCUAGAAGAAAAGAAGGACGAGGCUGAUCCCGUUGCUGUCAAGCAGACGGGCGGAGAAGAAGCAUAG
This is a messenger RNA of Colletotrichum karsti, 2760 nucleotides long. RefSeq lists its product as uncharacterized. The record is from RefSeq and is a predicted model, not a curated record. NCBI's taxonomy places the organism in Eukaryota, Fungi, Ascomycota, Sordariomycetes, Glomerellales, Glomerellaceae. The transcript has 2 exons. The coding region runs from base 1 to 2760 and encodes 919 amino acids.